CCCAGUGCCAAAGCCAACCAGGCCGCCAAAGCCACCCUCAAGGGCGUCAACACCCACAAGGCCCGCAAGAUCCGGACAUCCACGACCUUCCACAGACCAAAGACCCUCGUCCUGUCUCGAUCACCCAAAUACCCCCGCAAGUCCAUUCCUCAUGAGACCCGACUUGACCACCACAAGAUCCUCAUUCACCCCUUGAACACCGAGAGUGCGAUGAAGAAGAUUGAGGAGCACAAUACAUUGGUUUUCAUCGUGGACACCAAGGCCAACAAGCGACAAAUCAAGGACGCGCUGAAGAAGUUGUACGAUGUCGAGACGGUCAAGAUCAACACCCUGAUCCGACCGGACGGCACGAAGAAGGCUUUCGCCAGAUUAACGACGGAUGUUGACGCUCUGGAUAUCGCUGCCACCAAGCUGUCGAUCGUGUAA
Molecule: messenger RNA, 426 nt
Organism: Exophiala viscosa
Lineage: Eukaryota; Fungi; Ascomycota; Eurotiomycetes; Chaetothyriales; Herpotrichiellaceae
Product: 50S ribosomal protein L23Ae
Exons: 2
Biological process (GO): translation; ribosomal large subunit assembly
Cellular component (GO): ribosome; cytosolic large ribosomal subunit
Molecular function (GO): structural constituent of ribosome
Source: RefSeq, a predicted model, not a curated record